AUGAUCUGGAGAGAACGUCGUUGUGAGAGGAUACGGACACUUCACUUGCACACAAGACAACACAAGCACUCUCUCUUCGUCUCCGCCUCCAGACCGGGGUACGAUUACAUUCCGAGGUUAGCCCGAAGCGUCGCGCGUCAUAGAAAGAGCGAACCGAGAGCAGCUCAGGGGAGCUGGGGAGAUAAUUCACCUGAAAAUGAAACCAGCACGGGUCCAACCGCCAAUCUGGCACAUCCCCCACAGGAAAGGAAAAGCAUCAAGAUGCGGACUUCGAGGAUCUCCAAGGAGACCUCAAAAAUACUGAAUGCGACAUCUGGAUCAUCCGCGAUUCGCAGAAGCACGCGAACUUCGAUUGCACGCUUUGCACACAACUCAGGGACGGAGGACAUCAAAGACGAAGGCGCGGAGAUUCCAGAUAUUGAAGAUAUUCUCCCAUCACGAAAACGUAAACGCGAAGCAACGAGGUCACCAGUCAAGCAAUCGCCUGGGAAAAAGACAAUCACGGUAAAGAAGGAAGUCGAAGACAAUGUCACCUUCUCGCCGGCCAAGAAAGAGCGCAAGACUCGGAAACCUGCGCGCCAGGUGAAGAAUGAUCAAGGCGAGAUUGAGAUACAUCCGCCAAAUGAUUGGGAAGAGGUCUAUGCCACUGUGAAAGAAAUGAGAAUAUCAGGUGCUGCUUCAAAAGCUGCUGUCGAUACAAUGGGCUGCGAAAGAUUGGGACAGGAGGAUGUUCCUCCCAAAAUCAAACGAUUUCAGACUCUGAUCGCCUUGAUGCUCUCGUCGCAGACGAAAGACACCACAAACGCUGUUGCUAUGGGUCGAUUACAGAAGGAAUUACCCGCGUGGAAAGAGGGGGAAGCGGUUGGGCUCAAUCUUGAGAAUAUUCUAGCUGUCGAUCCGAAGCUGUUAAAUGAGUUGAUUUGGGUAGUUGGAUUUCACAAUAACAAGACGAAAUACAUCAAGGCAGCUGCGGAGAUUUUGCGAGAUCAAUUCAAUGGCGAUAUUCCAGACACGAUUGAAGGCUUGAUGUCUCUCCCUGGCGUUGGACCUAAGAUGGCAUAUCUCUGUCUGAGUGGCGCGUGGGGUAGGACAGAAGGCAUUGGAGUCGACGUACACGUCCAUAGGAUCACCAAUCUGUGGGGCUGGCAUAAGACGAAAGGGCCCGAGGAGACACGACUGGCACUGCAAGCUUGGCUUCCCAAAGAGUUAUGGCAUGAGAUAAACUGGCUGCUCGUCGGCUUCGGUCAGAAAAUUUGCUUGCCCCAGGGUCGAAAGUGUGGAGAGUGUGAACUUGGCUUGAAUGGGUUGUGCAAAGCCGCAGAACGAGGGAAGGUUACCGCGGGGAGAAAAAUCAAGGAAGAACUGAUCAAGAAGGAUGAAGAUGGAACCAUUCUUGCGAAGGAGGAAAUUGUUAAAGUGGAGGAAGUUUCGAAAUAUUUUCCUGUCAAUGCUGCUCCGAAUUCUGAAGUGUAA
Messenger RNA from Hymenoscyphus albidus, 1473 nucleotides. The record is from the annotation of a GenBank genome assembly. NCBI's taxonomy places the organism in Eukaryota, Fungi, Ascomycota, Leotiomycetes, Helotiales, Helotiaceae.